AUGGCAAAUACUAUGCGUGCAAUUUUAGUCAAGGCAUUCGGCGAUGCUAGUGUCCUUAAAUUAGCUAAAGAUGUACCUAUCCCUGAAAUAAAACCUCAAGAAGUAUUAAUUCGUAUACAUGCUAGUGGUGUAAAUCCAGUAGAGACAUAUAUUCGAUCAGGUGUAUAUACUCGUCUACCUAAAUUACCAUAUACUCCUGGAGGCGAUUGUAGUGGUGUUAUUGAACGAAUUGGUGAUGAAGUUACUAAAUUUAAGACUGGUGAUCGUGUAUUUACGGUGAAAACUGUUACAGGCACAUAUUCUGAAUAUUGUGCAGCUCAUCCUGAUCAUGUUUUUCCUUUACCAUCAAAUGUUUCAUUUGAAGAAGGUUCAGCUCUUGGUACACCGUAUUUUACUGCAUAUCGGGCACUUGUUAUUAAAGGCCAUGCAAAACCAAAUGAAACAGUUUUAAUUCAUGGAGCUAGCGGAGGAGUUGGUAUUGCAGCUGUACAAUUAGCUAAAUCACUUGGUUUACGUGUUAUUGGCACAGCAUCUACUGAACAAGGUUUACAAGCAGUACAUGAUCAAGGUGCUGAUCUUGUUUUUAAUCAUAAACAAGAAGGUUAUCUCAAAGAUAUUAGUACUACUUCAGUAAAUGGUGGUGGUGUUGAUUUAAUAAUUGAAAUGUUAGCAAAUGUUAAUUUAAACAAUGACUUACAAAUACUUACACCAAAAGUUGGCAGAAUUGUUGUUGUUGGUAAUCGUGGUACAAUUGAGAUUAAUCCUCGUUUUUUAAUGACUAAUGAAACAAGUGUCUGUGGUAUUACUUUAUUUAGUUCGAGUGACGAGGAAUUUCAAAUGACUAAUGCUUAUUUACAAAAUGGUCUUAAACAUGGAUAUUUAAAACCACUUCUUGGCAAAAUUUAUCCAUUAGAAGCAGCAGCAGAAGCUCAUACAGAUAUUAUGUCAUCUACUGGAACAUGUGGUAGACUUACACUUCAAAUAUAA
Adineta steineri is the source of this 987-nucleotide messenger RNA. The record is from the annotation of a GenBank genome assembly. Lineage: Eukaryota; Metazoa; Rotifera; Eurotatoria; Adinetida; Adinetidae.